GCCGCCAGCCACGUCGCAGCGCCCGCCGGAGCCGCCUCGCCGCCCGCGCACACCCGAAGCGGCCGGGCCGGGCCCGCCUCGGCCCUCUGCUCGUCCUCCCCGCCCCGCACCGGCCUUCACUCUGGAGCGGCCCCGGCAGCCGCAGCAGGGGCGGCGGCGGCGGAUCGAGGAGCUCUCCAGGUCGUCCCGGGAGAGGCUGCUGCAGUCCCGGGACAGGAUGUUCUCCAAGUUCACCUCCAUCCUGCAGCACGCCGUGGAGGCGCUUGCACCUUCUCUUCCUUUACAAGAAGAUUUUGUUUAUCACUGGAAGGCAAUUACCCAUUACUACAUAGAGACUUCGGAUGAUAAAGCCCCAGUGACAGAUACAAAUAUUCCAUCUCAUCUGGAACAGAUGUUGGUUAUCUUGAUACAAGAAGAAAGUGAACGGGAAUUUGGAGAGACGGGGCCAUGUAUGGAGUAUUUACUUCAUCACAAGAUCUUGGAAACAUUAUAUACCUUAGGGAAAGCUGAUUGCCCUCCGGGGAUGAAACAGCAGGUUUUGGUGUUCUAUACCAAACUUCUGGGGAAAGUCCGGCAGCCACUACUUCCACAUAUUAACGUGCAUAGGCCAGUGCAGAAAUUAAUUCGACUAUGUGGUGAAGUCCUUGCAACGCCAACAGAAAAUGAAGAAAUUCAGUUUCUCUGCAUUGUGUGUGCAAAGCUGAAACAAGAUCCCUACUUGGUUAAUUUUUUUCUGGAGAACAAGUUUAAAUCACUGACUUCUAAAGGAGCACCAAAUGCAACUUCAGAAGAUGUAUUAAAAGGUCAAGAUUCCUUGUCAACAGAUACAGGACAGUCCUGUCGGCCAGAGGAACCGUCUGGUGCUUCUGGAAUGGAGCACACAGAGUUAGAGGAUGCGCCUCCUCCUCAGCUGGAUGAUCUGUCCACAGGCUUGGACAACCUCAGCAUCGCUUCACUGCCAGAGGCUACAGUUGUUCGUCCAAACCAGGAUUACAACUUAGUGAAUUCUUUGUUAAAUCUUACUAGAAGUCCUGAUGGCCGAAUAGCUGUGAAAGCCUGCGAGGGCUUGAUGCUGCUAGUGAGCCUGCCAGAGCCAGCGGCCGCCAAGUGCCUCACGCAGAGCACCUGCUUGUGCGAACUGCUCACAGACAGGCUCGCCUCCCUGUACAAGGCCCUACCUCAGUCAGUGGACCCCUUAGAUAUUGAAACAGUGGAAGCAAUUAACUGGGGCUUGGACUCAUACAGUCAUAAAGAAGAUGCUUCUGCAUUUCCAGGAAAACGAGCCUUAAUUUCAUUUCUCUCCUGGUUUGAUUAUUGUGAUCAACUCAUAAAGGAAGCACAAAAGACUGCUGCUGUUGCCCUUGCCAAAGCUGUUCAUGAAAGAUUUUUUAUUGGUGUUAUGGAACCUCAAUUAAUGCAAACUUCUGAGAUGGGUAUUCUGACAUCAACUGCUCUGCUUCAUCGCAUUGUUCGGCAAGUAACCUCUGACAUUUUGCUUCAAGAAAUGGUGUUUUUCAUCCUUGGAGAACAGAGGGAACCAGAAACUCUGGCAGAAAUCAGCAGACAUCCUUUAAGACAUAGGUUAAUUGAACAUUGUGAUCACAUAUCUGAUGAGAUAAGCAUAAUGACAUUAAGAAUGUUUGAACAUCUUUUGCAAAAACCCAAUGAGCACAUUCUUUACAACUUGGUCCUAAGAAAUCUUGAAGAAAGAAACUAUACAGAAUAUAAACCUGUGUGCCCAGAAGACAAAGAUGUAGUGGAGAAUGGAUUAAUAGCAGGAGCAGUAGAUCUGGAAGAGGAUCCUUUGUUUACUGACAUUUCACCAGACAACACUUUGUCAAACCAAGAGUGGCUUAGUUCUUCACCUCCUGCUUCUCCAGACCACCCCAAAAAUGAUGGGAAAACUGAAGUCCAUAAAAUUGUAAAUAGUUUUCUCUGUCUGGUACCGGAUGAAGCAAAAUCAUCCUACCAUGUGGAGGGCACGGGAUAUGACACCUACCUCCGAGAUGCUCAUAGGCAGUUCCGGGACUACUGUGCUAUCUGCUUAAGAUGGGAGUGGCCUGGGUCUCCAAAAGCAUUGGAAAAGUGCAAUUUAGAAGCAGCUUUCUUUGAAGGUCAUUUUUUGAAAGUUUUAUUUGACAGAAUGGGAAGAAUUCUUGAUCAGCCAUAUGAUGUCAAUUUACAAGUAACAUCAGUGUUAUCUAGACUUUCUCUCUUCCCUCAUCCACACAUACACGAGUACCUUUUGGACCCUUAUGUGAACCUUGCUUCUGGCUGUAGAUCUCUCUUCUCUGUAAUCGUCAGGGUUGUUGGAGACCUCAUGGUUCGAAUCCAGCGUAUUCAAGAUUUUACUCCCAAGCUUCUAUUAGUCAGAAAGCGAUUACUUGGUCUGGAGCCUGAAGGCCCUAUUAUCGAGCACAUCACGUUGCUGGAGGGUGUGAUUGUGCUGGAAGAGUUCUGUAAGGAGCUGGCGGCCAUCGCCUUUGUGAAAUACCAUGCUGCCUCCACACCAUAAACAGCAUCUUGCAAGUAACCAAGGGAACAGAACUGUUGUAUGCAUUUCAUCAAAAAAGCCUCAGUUCCACCCAGCCACAAGAGGAUAAAAAGCCUUUUUAAAUGAAGCAUUGCUGUAAACUGGACAGAACCAUUCAGAACCCACUGAGUGGACACUCAGUACAAUGUUGUGUGAUGUUGACUUUAUCAUAAUGGUUCUAGAUAUAAAGUUGCACAUCUUUGAGUCCAGGAUACAAUCAAAGGAACUUCAGGAAAUAAGCAUUUCCAAUGCCUGUGUGAAAAGCUGCAAAAUUUCUGAUGUCAUGACUUUGAUGAUAUUUCUGUUAAUUUAAUAUCCUUUUAGGUAGCAAGGCAUUUUGACAUUCUCUGGGACUCAAAUGCUUAUAUUCUUUUGGAUUAAUAAGUAGCAGGAAAAAAAACACCUAAUUUUAUAACUUUUUAAGGUCAGAAUUCUUAUCAAACAAAAUAUUGAAAAAAACUGUAAGUGAGAAAAAAAUACAAUUUAGGAACC
Eubalaena glacialis (North Atlantic right whale) is the source of this 3025-nucleotide messenger RNA. It is a transcript of the gene FHIP2A, whose product is annotated as FHF complex subunit HOOK interacting protein 2A. NCBI's taxonomy places the organism in Eukaryota, Metazoa, Chordata, Mammalia, Artiodactyla, Balaenidae. The record is from RefSeq and is a predicted model, not a curated record. The coding region runs from base 218 to 2515 and encodes 765 amino acids. The transcript has 17 exons.